Pistacia vera is the source of this 749-nucleotide messenger RNA. RefSeq lists its product as uncharacterized. Bases 128 to 397 code for a protein of 89 amino acids. The record is from RefSeq and is a predicted model, not a curated record. Lineage: Eukaryota; Viridiplantae; Streptophyta; Magnoliopsida; Sapindales; Anacardiaceae. The transcript is spliced from 2 exons.
CAAUAUCCUUAAAGCAGACACAUAGUCUGCAUGGUUUUCAUACUUAAAGCUAUACGAAAAAUUGAACUAUAGCAUUACUCUUCCCCCGAUUACACUCGUUGUGGGUCUUUUCUCGCCGCCGGCAGAAAUGAAGGGUUUGAUAUGGGCUACGGCAGAAGACAUGGCAAAAAACCGUGGGCGUGUUCUGUCCUUGUAUCGGGAGAUACUGCGAAGCCUCAACUCUCCCAAACUGGAACUGAGUUUAGCAGCGAGGCUUUCGAAGAAGGCGGAGGCUCGUGCCAUUUUCAUGUUGGGGUCUGAAGAGCGAUCCAUUCACAACAUUGAAGACCUCAUUGACACUGCUGUGUACGCGCUUUCUCACUUGAAAAAGGGUAAAAUCCCCAAACAUAUUCAAUGAAUAACUUCUUAAUUCUUUUGUUUGCAAUAGUUCCUAACAUGUUCUUGAUUGUUGGGAGUUUGGAUUGAUCUGGAUUAGAGUUUUGUUGUUUGUGUAUUUGCCUGGACUGCCGGCUGUCGCCGUCUACUACCCACAUUUUUCCUCCCACCACCUGCUCGACAUAUUUCCCAAACCAAUUCCGCCCAGCACACCCACGUCCAACCCACUGCGCGUGCCACCAAUGGGUUUUGCUGUGGUGGAUGGUGGUGUUUUGUUGGGGAUUAGGGUUUUUGUGGUGGCUUGAUGGUUGUUUGUCCGACAUUGAGUUGAUCUGGGGUGGAUUGUAGUUGCGAUUGCUAGAAUUCAAACCUUU